This is a messenger RNA of Neodiprion virginianus, 4935 nucleotides long. RefSeq lists its product as uncharacterized. Bases 816 to 3962 code for a protein of 1048 amino acids. The transcript has 10 exons. Lineage: Eukaryota; Metazoa; Arthropoda; Insecta; Hymenoptera; Diprionidae. The record is from RefSeq and is a predicted model, not a curated record.
GCCUCCGAGUGAAGGCGGAGGGUCGAUCGUCUGGACGGUUGUCUUGCGCGUCCGCCGUUUAAGACUGAAUCUUUGCAGUGUGGGAAUAGCGAUUUAAAUCCAGUGCCCGUUCUGUUCGGUUCUCGAUACACCCGGUAUUCGCUAAUCGUGAAAUCGAACGUAGGUAAUCCGUACCUCGUGGAGGAAGAUAGGAGUCUUGAUAGACAGCCCAGAGUCAGUCUCGGAAUAGGUAAAAACCAACGGAUACCCGGGAAGAUACUAAAACCGAGACAAAGACUGAUUCUCCAGACAAUUGUUUGAUCACUCGUGGAUAAUUGUAAUGCGAGUGUUAAGACGUGUUGAGUAAGAACCAUUUUUAUGUUACUAUCCAACUCCGUUUUGCCGGACCGAAUCCUGACUGUGAAAUUAUCCCCGAUACUAAUGUUGGUCCAUGGACGCAAUUACAAGGAUGCGCUGCACGUUCGUGAUGUGAUGUGGACGAGUGAGUGAGUGAGUUAGUGAGUUAGUGACUGCGUGCGUGUUGACGCGUGCGAAGUGGCCGGAACAUCCUCGUCGUCGUCGUCGUCGUCUGUGGGUCGUUGUGCUUGGCGAGGUUACACGCGGGGGCCGAUAUGGGGCUAGCAAAGUCAUGGGUAUAAACGUUGCAUGCGGUGAGAUCUACUGUGAAGCGUAUACUACGACAACAUGCUGGUGGAUCCGAUCUAACAAGCUCGAGACGCCGAUGCGGGAAGAGAACGAUUCGCAGACCGUUAGCCUCAGUCGAGCCCAAGAGUUAAACCACCGACUCAGGGUGUGACCGACGGAAUUAGAAAAAAAUGUCUCAGCAACAACCGCCGAGUGACCUGGACCUGGUCCCAGAAGGGUCACCGCACCCUUGCCAGUGUUCGGCAAUGUCUUCGGUGGACUCGGUGAGAGCCCAGCGUGACAGAAUUGAGCGAAGCCUGGUAAGCAAUCGGCUUUCGAGCGGACAGGAUCAUCAACGGGUGCUGGAAACGAUGCAGAAUGCAUUCGUACCGAUAAGAAGAGGUGACUCGGGACCAGAGUUGCAGCAGAACAUAGAAGCGACUAGAAUCGCUGAUCCCGGAACUAACCUCACCUCGAGUCCAAGGUCAGCGGGAGGCAGGAGAACCCACAACGUGCCGUGCAGUCCUAGGAACCUUGACAUAUCCCGAAAUCUGGCUUUCGAAGCCGCCCGGCGAGUACACGAGUCGUCGUCGAGGCCAGGCGAGCACCAGCACAGCUCGUCGUCGAGUCCGAGUCCGAUGCUGGACGCGAAGGAGUUGGACAAGCAAUUGGCCGAGCAGCCGGGUCAGCAGAAACGGCCGAGCUUUACGACGAAAGAGAAGGUAAAAAACAUCCAGCAGAUCCUGAGCCCUUACCAACACAACCACGAACAGUUCCACCCAGGGGUCGGUAGCGACCCUCACGUAGCCUCGCACGCCCCGGCACGCAGCCUCGAGGGAAACGAGACUCUCCAAAUCGCCUUCCAGCAGCACCCGAGGCAGCACACUCACCACCAUCACGUGAACCCGAAAGUGUCGAGCGUCGGGCAUCACCCCAACCACCAUCACCACGCGACCAGCACCCUCUCGGCGUCCUCUCUCAUCAGCCACCGCCACGGUAGCUCGUCCGGCAGCUUGACCACCGCUCCACUCUCCCCCGGCAGUCAUCACCACGCGAGCUCGGGCAUCUCCUCCGAGUCUUCGUCCUCCAACGCCAACACCAGAGCUCACAGCAGACUCGAACACGUCCACGAGCUCCACAGUCAUCAUCAGGCGCAAACCCUCCAUCCUCACCCCAGCCUUCAGCAUGGUAACCCCAUACCGGAGACCAGGCAACGCGCGCCAUCCAGCCUCGAACAUCAUUCUCACCACCAUACGCAUAUUCACUCGCAUUCCCACGCUCACAACCAAACUCCCGGUGAAACGAAGACCACGUCGUUAAUCGGGGUCAACGCCAUGCAGGUACCUUCUCCUGCCAAGGGCAAGUGCCAGUGCCACGCUGCACAGCAGGAUGGCUCCAACAAGCGAGGCUCCGAGGAUGAUUGUGACGAGAAUGAGGUCGCGUUGAGGACCCAUCAACCCCCGGCUCUACCACCUCGGCCCCCGCCGAGGCCCACGAGACACUACGACACCUCGACUUCCAGUCACCGACAUUCGGGCGACGGUGGAUGCUGCACGAAGUACGUCGUGCUCUGCUGCCUCUGUGCAGGACUCAGCGCUGCGGUCGGAAGUCUUUUUAUAGCGGUACACGUAGUAUUAUCAGCGCACACAGCCAGUUUAGUCCUUUUCGAAACCGUACCUUCCUACAUCCCUGGGACCAUGCUAAUUUUUAUGGGCGUGUUCACUCUUCUCUUGGCGAUACGAAAGCUCAGAUACGGAAUCCUUAUGAAAGUAUGCGGGUCAUUCGGCGUAGUUUGUGCGCUAGUUUGCGUACUGGUUACGGUAACAACGACAGUCGUCCAUAUGUCGAGACUCCAGGGACUCCGCGAGUGCGUUUACACGCCAAUAGCGAGAUCCUGCACGUGCUACAGAACGCCACAGUCCCGGGGAGAUCCUGGGGUGCUUUUUGAGGGCACGUCGGACUGCGAGGUGGUCGACGGCGCGUUGUACGCCUGUCUGAGAGCCUUGUUCGGAGUAUCGGUAGCUGGUAUCCUGGCGUGCAUAUUCUCCUGCAUGCUGGUGUACCAGCUGCUGAGUCACGAGAAGAAGAAAAUGUACUGGGAACAGCUCGAGCUACGGUGCCGAUCACUGUACGGCCAGGGCGGCUCGGUGGGCCCAACAAGCGGGACCUGUGGCUGCUGCAACGACUGCGGAGGUGCGAGUCCCUGGUGGGCCCAAACACCGGGGAACCUGUACACUCCGAACCCGGACCUGGCACCGGCCAGACGGUGGCGACUCCCCUGGUCCAGGUCUCGCGGCCCUGCGCCAAGCCCCGACUCCAACUACGGUUUUCACGUUCCGUCCAGGCAGGUCGAAGCCAGCGUCGAACCCCCGGGGCCCUAUAGUGUCCUCAACGCCCAGAGCGCUGGGCCCUACAGUGUUUUAAACGCCCAGAACGGACCCUAUACACCCAGCACCGCUUCCUACAGCGUUCUCGAGACCCCCGUUCCCCUCUGGGGCCCACCACCGCCAUACAGCGACCCCAACAGUCCCGCGAGGAGGCCUCAGGUCCCCGAACCGAGACCCAGGAUGGCAAAGCGGCUUGAAAACUACGAGGGUGUCAACGAAGACCACAGACCGAGGGCGACUAAGCGUUCUUCGGGGAACUACGAGAACGCUGAGGAGAUAUCAAACAGCACGGAUCCAGAGGGUGGGAACGAGGGUACGAUGAAGGGAAGAAGAGCACGGAAGCCACUCAAGGGUGUGGAGAACAGUGCGUUCCAGCAGGAACCAGCCGCUGUGCCUAAACAGUCGGAGAGCGAACUUUACUUCGGCGAUGUUUCGUCGUGCUGCGGGCCAGAGAGCAGCUUCUACGACUUGGCAGUCGAUAAAGAAGGCGUCGACAACGGAUCAGAGGGAAUCGACUACCUAGCAGCGCGUCUGGGCAAGCGUCAGCUGUCAAAGAGGUCCAGACUGCCGCUUCCGCUUCCUGCGGAGGGUGGAGACACGGUGUCGGACAGCUACGCGAACAGCGACGAGCCGCGAAAUGUCCGGGGUCCGUUCUUGGCCCCGGACGCGCAGUACGAGGUGAUACAGCAGGGUAGGUACGCCUACUACACGCCUCAGGGUGUCGACGAGGGAAACCCCGAGAGUCCGACGGCCUCCGGCUACUUCCGGGAGGACCAGUUCAUCCACGGCGAAGAUCCGGAGAAGGCGAGGAGCCUCGAUCCGAGGGACCGGGAGUACCGGGAGGAAGAGACGCCCCAAUGCUGCCUGAGCGACGCGACUACCCUUGAUUCGGGGUGGCAGAGUGGCGAACAGCCCCAAUCGGACGACAGCGUCCGCCCGGUUAACGUCUAGUAUUUUUUACAAUCUUUAUUUUUCACUCCCCUUGAUCGUAUUCUCACUUCUCCGGAGAAUAUCGUCAAGCUGCGUGACGCAGGGGGAAUCUCCGAAUAACUUCCUGCCCGUUGACUUCUCGUUAUUUAUAGAAAUGAUCCUACGCCCUCGACGUCGUUCCGAAGGCGGGAAGUUACGCAGAGACCACUCUUUAUCACAAUCAUCUAGGGUCAGGUUAUUAGAUCGCGAUUGGUAUGUGCAAAAUACCUCUGUAUUAUAAAUUAAUUCAUCAACUCGACAACGGAUUUAUAUUUUAUGAGUUGUAGUUUGAUUUUAUUGUUGUUACUAUUAUUAUUAAUAUUAUUAUUACUAUUAUUAUUCACAUUACCUAACCUGCUGAAUUCUUGCCCUCUUUGUUUUGACUCCCUCCUCUUCGUCUUGGCGUUGAUUGAUUUACCGUGUAUGAAAUAUGUCGAAGACAAGUUUUCAUUAAUUAUAUUAUUUUUAUAUCGUUAACAAGAAUCGUUUUUUUUUCCACGUAGACAAGGAUGAAAAACUUUAUUCUUCUAUCCGCAACUAUAUGUGCCGUAGAGUAGACUGUAUAAUAUAAAUAAAACGUGUAUAAUGUACAUAUAUUUAAUUUUUAAACUCAAAUGAGAUCCCGGUAGAAUUCGAUUACGAUAUUUUAAUUUAAUUAGUAAAUUUCAUCCCCUAUUUUUAAAAUUUUUCAUUCCGUGUAACUGUACUUUCAAUUUCAUUCCUUCUCGUCCGAGCCAUAAUUUUUGAUAAAAGUGUCGAUGCUUUAGUUCUCCCUCUCUUUCUCUCUUUCUCUCUAUUCCUCUGAUUUAUAUCGAUAAGUUAAUUUACUAAAUACCUACGCAACAUUAUGUACAACAUUAAUAUUAUAUACACGCGCGUAAUCGUAAUUGUGUACGAAGUCUGUAGGGUAAUAAAAAAAAAAAAAAAGAAGAAGAAGAAAAAGAAGAAAAAACGA